Molecule: messenger RNA, 2203 nt
Organism: Setaria italica (foxtail millet)
Lineage: Eukaryota; Viridiplantae; Streptophyta; Magnoliopsida; Poales; Poaceae
Product: glucan endo-1,3-beta-glucosidase 6
Exons: 4
Coding region: 423-1895 (490 amino acids)
Biological process (GO): carbohydrate metabolic process
Cellular component (GO): plasma membrane
Molecular function (GO): hydrolase activity, hydrolyzing O-glycosyl compounds
Source: RefSeq, a predicted model, not a curated record
GUCUGCCAGUGUCACCCACCGCUCUAUGUGCUGUCUGGGCAGGGCUGUCACUCCUAGCAGCUGCCGUGCGUGAGUGGAGUGCUCUAUGCCAUCAGCUAUUCAGCUUCUGAGGUUCGUGAAGGUGAAGGAAAUCCCCCCUCACGGCUCACGGUCCACUGUAGGUGGAGUUUGGCUGGACUUCAUUUAUUCCCAAAGAUUGGAGCUUUUGGAGCUUUAAUAGGUCACAAGUUCUCGUGUUGCUGGCGGAAGGGAACCUCUGGCCGGCUCUUGGAGCUCUUGCCCCUUCCACUUCCACCUCUUUCCAGCGAAGAUUUCAACUUUUUUUUAAGGCUUUGGGAGCUCAAAAAUUGGAUUUCUGAAACUGUUCUUGGAGAGGAAUCCACCGCAAUCGCCCUGAGAUUUGGAGCUGGAAUAGUCCAUCCAUGGGUUCCGGGUCCGGCCAUGGAGCGGCCGCGGCCGCGGCCGUGGUGUUGGUGUCUUGGCUGUGCGCCGCGGUGGUCGGCGUCGGCGCCAUAGGGGCGAACUGGGGCACGCAGACGAGCCACCCGCUGCCACCUGACACGGUGGUGCGGAUGCUCAAGGACAAUGGGUUCCAGAAGGUGAAGCUGUUCGACGCCGAGGAUGGCACCAUGAACGCCCUCAAGAAGAGCGGGCUGGAGGUGAUGGUCGGCAUUCCCAACGACAUGUUGCUGACGAUGGCCACAAACAUGAAGGCCGCCGAGAAGUGGGUCGACACCAACGUCUCCAGCUACCUCAAUGACGGCGUCAGCGUCAGGUACGUUGCAGUUGGGAAUGAGCCUUUCUUGGAGACAUACAAUGGAAGCUUUCUGCAAACCACUUAUCCUGCCAUAAAAAACAUACAAAGUGCACUUAUAAAGGCCGGUUUGGGCAAUCAAGUUAAAGUCACAUGCCCUCUCAAUGCUGAUGUCUAUGCAUCACCAACUAGCAAGCCUUCUGAUGGGGACUUCCGCACAGAUAUUCAUGAUCUAAUGAUCGCUAUCGUAAAAUUGCUCAGUGACAAUGGUGGAGCUUUCACUGUCAACAUAUACCCUUUCAUAAGCCUCUACAUUGAUCCAAACUUCCCUGUGGACUAUGCCUUCUUUGAGGGGGCCUCGACGCCCAUCGUUGAUGGAUCCAUCACUUAUACAAACAUGUUUGAUGCGAACCAUGACACACUUAUAUGGGCUCUGAAAAAGAAUGGCUUUGGAAACCUCCCAGUCAUUGUUGGGGAGAUUGGAUGGCCUACUGAUGGGGACAGGAAUGCCAAUGCUCAGAUGGCUCAGCGCUUCAACCAAGGCUUCAUGACUCAUAUUGCUUCUGGGCGAGGGACACCGAUGCGGCCUGGACCUGUUGAUGCUUACUUAUUCAGUCUAAUUGAUGAGGAUGAGAAGAGCAUACAACCAGGAAAUUUCGAGCGGCACUGGGGGAUCUUUACUUAUGAUGGCCAGCCAAAGUACCAACUGAAUCUUGGGACAGCAAAUUCAGGUGGCCUUGUGAGAGCAAGGGGCGUUAAGUACCUUGAAAAGAAGUGGUGCGUACUGAAGCCUUCGGUGAGCCUCACCGAACCGAGGCUUGCAGACAACGUGGCUUAUGCGUGUUCCAUGGCAGACUGCACCAGCCUUGGUUACAAGACUUCAUGUGGGAUGCUGGACGUGCGCGGCAACAUCUCAUAUGCGUUCAACAACUACUACCAGAAGAAUGACCAAGACGAUGUGGCCUGUGGGUUUCAAAACCUCGCGACGACCACGGGCCAAGACCCCAGCACUGGGACAUGCAGAUUCGGUAUCAUGAUCGAGGUUGACUCUGCCUUCUCAUGGAGGCUGCAGCGGCUCGGAAGCAACUUCCUCUUGAUGCUCCUGCUUGUGCUUCUCCAGCUAUGCCUGUCAUUCCUAUAGAUGCUUGUUUCGCUGGAGAUGAUCAUAAGAGCAUAAACAAUCUGACAGCUUGAGCAUAUUUGAUGUCUGUUGUCAGUAUCAUUCAUGUAGGAACCUUUUCGUUUUUUAACCCCUUCUCUUCUCUUCUGGAAGGAAAUUGCGGACUGCAGGUUCCAUCCAUGCUUGGAUUAUUGUUAGGGUUAGAUUUGAUCCAUCAGCACCAUUUGUGACGGGAAUUGGUGUUGAGCCAGCCGUAGGCUCCCAGAAAUGUGAUGGCUCUGCGAUUAAACCUUUGCAAGCGUGGUAAAUUCAGACUUCUCUGUUGCAUC